AACGCUGAAUUAUUCCUUGGCCCCUCACACAAUCACACCCACUCACAGACACCUUACACCUUCACCAAUAAUUGUGCUUUCUGCCAUUUAUUGUCCCACACAACUUCUGUCCCUACACUCACACCCUCACUCAUCUCUUGGCAUACUCCUUCCCUCCACAUAUUUCUUUUGCAGGACUUUUAUUUUGCAGGUCGGACCCAUCCUCUCUAUAACUACAGCAGACUGAAAAUGUCUGGAGGGUAUAGAAAGAGGACCUACAGCGAGGCCAUGUCCCCGGACAAUGAGAGGCCUUGGAAGAGAAUGCGCAGUGAGGAGAAGAGUAGGAGCCCUGCGCAUAGUGACAGGCCUGAACCAGCUGCCGGCAUGGACUUCUACCAACUGCUGGAAAAAGAAGCAGUCAAAAGAAGCCUGGACGUGGACUCAUGCAUGAAGACGUCGGACAAGUACCUCCUGGCUAUGGCCAAGAUAUAUAUGCAGCGUGCUGGACUGCACAAGGAGGAAUACACCGAAAUGAAUUUCAUUACUGCCCUGUUACUCGCCAACGACAUGGAGGAGGAUUUACAAUUCCCUCAGUUGAUCUACAAAUUGGUCAAUGGCAAAGAUUGGCAGAAAAAAUGGAAGGAAUUGAGGGCGAGGCGACUAGAGUUGUGGGCCAGAAUGAAUUUCCAAGGUUGGGUGAACAGAACAUCAUGUGAAGAGGCAAUGGUAGAUAACCCGACUCACUGGGCGUGGAAGCGUGAGAGACACGAGGGCCAUGGACUUUCCAUCAAAAGUCACGCCAGAAAAAGGGAAUUCUAUUAUUUCAAGGGCUUUCCCAAACAUUUCCCGCAAGAAUGUUCUGUGUGCAGAGUGAAAGCCACGGAGGAAGCCCAGCCUGCCAAGGUGCCAUUCAAGAUAAGAAUGAAGAACACCUGGAAGAAAAAAGACCCUCCAGCAAAUGAUAUAGUAUAGUACUGUAGUGUAGAGCUGUAUAUUUAAUUAUAGAUAUAUAUUAUCAAAGUAUUUCUCAUUUAAAUGCAGACAUUACACAAACAAAUUAUAGAGCGUUAAAGGUAGAUUUUUUUUUAGAAAACAUUUAGUUCUGACACCAAAGUUUUUACUUAGUAAUGGGAUUAUAAUGUUUAAUAUUUACAUUUUAAUAUAAUCUGGGUAAUUCAGGGCAGUGAUUUUAUUCACCGCCA
Xenopus laevis (African clawed frog) is the source of this 1181-nucleotide messenger RNA. RefSeq names its product speedy protein 1-B-like. The transcript has 8 exons. The coding region runs from base 229 to 951 and encodes 240 amino acids. The record is from RefSeq and is a predicted model, not a curated record. NCBI's taxonomy places the organism in Eukaryota, Metazoa, Chordata, Amphibia, Anura, Pipidae.